This is a messenger RNA of Erinaceus europaeus (western European hedgehog), 2257 nucleotides long. RefSeq names its product tetraspanin 32 (gene TSPAN32). NCBI's taxonomy places the organism in Eukaryota, Metazoa, Chordata, Mammalia, Eulipotyphla, Erinaceidae. The transcript has 9 exons. The coding region runs from base 74 to 898 and encodes 274 amino acids. Gene Ontology annotation, cellular component: membrane. The record is from RefSeq and is a predicted model, not a curated record.
UGGACCCAGAGCAGACAGACAGACAGACAGACAGCAGGUUGUGAGCCGCAGUGCCAAGGAGCAGGGGGUCUCCAUGGGGCCCCGGGCCCGCGUCAGGGCCGCCAAGUGUCAGAUGCUGAUGGCCAGCUUCUUCACCAUGCUGCUGGCCCUCUCUGUGGCUGCCCUGGCCACCCUCACCUACUUUGGGGUUCACUUCACGGUCAUCAGCCAAGCGUCCCCACACUGGGCUCCCUACGCAGCCGCACAGCGUUGGGCCUUCUUCCUGGGCCUCAGCCUGGCGCUGCUUCUGGGCCUGGGCGCCGUGCUGGGAGCCACUGCCACGGUGAGGGAGGCCGGGGGGCUCAUGGCCGCGGCCUUCCUCUGCUUCGCCCUGGUGUUCUGUGCCCUGGCUCAGGUGGCUGUCUGGAGGCUGCACGGCCCCUCCCAGGUGGGCGAGGCCAUGCUGGACACCUAUGACCUGCUAUAUGACCGUGCCGUCAGGGGCCCGUCCGGAGCCGGGGGCCCCGAGCUGGCGGCCAUCCAGGACACGUUUCUGUGUUGUGGGAAGAGCUCACCCUUCAGCCGCCUGGGGGGCAGCCAGGACCUGUUGUGUCGGGGGCCGCAGGCCGAGAGGCAGGACUGUCUGCAGGGCAUCAGGAGCUUCCUCAAGACUCAUGGGAACAUCAUCUCCACCCUGACCGCCCUUGGCCUGGCCUGCAUGGUGUAUGCCAUCCUGCUCAGCUCCUUCCUCUGGUUCACCAUCCGUGCUGGGGACAACCUGGCUCGCAGAGGCCAGUACACGCUGAAUCCCUGGUCCCGGGAGCGCCAGCCACAGGGGCCCAGUUUCUUCAGAAGGUGCCCCAGCCCACACCGCACCUCCCACCUGGGUCCCGCACCCUGGCCAUCCCAGCACGCCUGACACUGCACGCUGGUUAGGCCCUGCGUGCCCAGAGGAGGGGCCCAUGACCCCAGGGCGCAGGUCAAGCGGACAGCUGCCCAAUGACAGGAGGCCACCCACAGAGAAGGCCAGCGCCGCCCACAGCCUGCCCAGAGGAGGCCGGACACUGCCCACUUGGGUGUCCAGCUGGGGUACUCUGCUGAGCGUGAAGGCCAACGGUGGUCCGAGCCGUUCAGACUGAGAUCUCCCAGAGGACAGAGCUGUGGGCAGGACACCUGAACAGACAACUUUAUAAAGAAGACCCAGGGGCCGGGUGGUGGCGCACCGGGCUGGGCGUACACGUCACAGUGUGCAAGGACCCAGGUUUGAGCCCCCAGUCCCCACCUGCAGGGGGAAAGCUUGGUGAGUGGUGAAGCAGGGCUGCAGGGGUCUCUCUCCCUCUCUGUCUCCCCCUCCCCUUUCAAUUUCUGGCUGUCUCUACCCAAUAAAUAAAUAAAUAAAGAUAAUACAAAAGAAAGAAAGAAGGCCCCAUACAGCCCACAGACACACCAAGAAACGCUCCACUGCUCCUGUCGUUGGAGAAAUGCAAAUUCAAGCCACACUGAAUGGCCAACAUCAACACACAGGAAGCAGGUGUGGGGAGGUUACGGGAAAAGGGGGCCCCUGCUCCCUGCUGGUGGGGAUGCCACCUGGGCAGCCCCUGUGGAAUCAAACAAAGACCGAAACAAUUCCCUAUCCAGCCUGGCCGCUCGGAGGCAUUUAUGCAAAGUACAUAAAAACGCGGACGCAAAGGGACUUCCAUUCCCUGCGCUCACAGCUGCCUUAUUCACAACAGCCAGAGAGUAGAUGCAGCCGAGAUCGCUGCCCAUCCACAGAUGACUGGAUAGAGAAGUUAUGGGGUACUGGCUCCGUGGAAUACUACUCUGCCAUCAAAACAGAUGAUAUUGUGUCCUUGGGGACAAAAUGGAUGGAGCUGGAGGUGAAGACGCUUAGUGAGAUAAAAGACGAAAGACAGCUGCCAGGUGGUGUCACUCAUGUGUGGAAUCUGGUGAUCUGAGACACAGGGACCUAGAGACAAAGAAAACAAGCCAGCAGACUGUGUCUGAGGCUUGUGAGCCCUCUGGUGGGGGUGGGGCAUGUGUGGUGUGGAACGAGACCCUGUCAUCUCACAGUCUAGUGACCCAUAAUUAAUCACAACUGAAAAAAUGGAGAAAAUCAAAUAAAUAUGCAAGAGAGGGCGUGAAACAUUUGGUCCGUGGAGUAUUACUCUGCAAUGAGAAAAGACGGCAGGCAUUGUGUCCUCAGGGUGGGACUGGAGGCGAUGACGCUUAGUGACAUAAGAAGUGAGAGACGAUUACAGAUGGUCUCACUCGUAGAGGA